CGGCGACUCAAUUGCAACAGAUCAUUACACAUCAUCUUGAAGUUUCUGAGAGUUAAAUGAUCUAAUUAGUUAAGAGUUAUCCCGUGACAUGAAUGAACAGACAUGCUGGGCUAAUCAAACUUGGCCUUGACAGCAAUCCUAUACACGCCUCCAAACUCAUUGCCGAGUACGCACGUUUCCCAUCGCCCAGCUCACUGAGUCAUGCACACCGAGUCUUCGAUCAAGUGCCUUUCUACCUCCAAGACACCCCUCUAUGGGCCUCUCUCAUCUCCCUCUAUUCCCGCUCCCACCAACCCCACAAUGCCCUCCAUCUCUUCUUCCAUAUGCUGCGCCCGCCCCAGGCCGUCUCUAAUGCCCUGCCCAAUACUUACGUCUUUGCUUCCGUUGCUCGGGCCAUCGCUUCAGCCCCGGAGCAGCUUUCUCUAGGUCAAACCCUUCAUGCCCACGUCAUCAAGGCUGGGUUUCUACCGCAGGACGUCGUUGUUGAGACAGCUUUGGUGGAUAUGUAUGCAAAAUGCCGGGUUGUAACAUGUGCGUACAAGCUGUUUGAUGAAAUGCCUCGCAGAAACUUGGUGACUUGGAAUGCGAUGAUUUCUGGAUAUAUUCAAAACGGAAUGGACUUGAUGUUGGGAGAGCAAAUGCAUGGGUUUGCAAUUGUUAGUGGGUUCGAGUUGAAUUGUUUGAAUGCGAUAGCUACCAUGUACUUUCAUUGUGGUGAAGUUGGUUCGGCUGAGAAAGUUUUGGAUGGAAUAGGUGGGGAUUUUUUUGUAACGCUGACAAAGAUUAGAGGGUAUGUUUCUAACGCCAAGUAUCGUGAUGCUUUAAAUUGUAUAUCUUCUGCCAACAACGGCAUUAUGAUUUUGCGUCAGGACCAUAAAGUGAUUGUUCCUCUUUUAACUGCGUGUGCAAGGCUUUGUUUGCUCAGAGUGGGAAAGCAGCUUCAUGGACUUUUCAGUACUUUGGUCGAGUCAUGUUUCCAAUUUAACUUGUCAUAUGAAGAUGGAGCAAUCAUUGGAUGUGCUUUGAUUGAUAUGUAUAGCAAGUGUGGGGAUGUUUGUGAAGCUCGGAAAGUUUUUGAUCACUUGCUGCCUCAAAAUGUUUCCCAUGGAAAUUCAAUGAUGUCUGGUUAUAUAUAUAAUGAAUUAAUUGGAGAUGCUAGGGCUUUGUUGGAGAUUUUGCCGGAAAAAAACGUUGUUUCUUGGACCACCAUGAUGACAGGGUAUGUGCAGAGCGGUAAGCCAAAAGAAUGUUUAAGUUUACUGGCAGAGAUGUAUUGUAGCAAAGAAGGGUUGAUAGGUAACUGCUUGACUUUUGUGGUUAGUCUUGAGGCAUGUAGUUAUUUAACAGAUCUGGAAAAUGGAAAGCAGAUUCAUGCAAAAGUUGUUCGGACAUUAGUGAGUGCGGCCACUAAUAAUGUAGUCAUUGGAACAGCUCUGAUAGAUAUGUAUUCCAAGUCCGGAAAAUUGAAUUAUGCGCGGACAGUUUUUGAUUUGAUGGUGGAGAAAAAUGUUGUGGCAUGGACAUCUAUCAUCAUGGGCCAUGCAGUUCACGGUAACGGAUUUGAUGCCCUAAAACUUUUUCACCAGAUGAUUGGAAUGGGCGUUGAACCAAAUGAAGUAACAUUUGUUGCUGUGUUAACGGCUUGUAGUCAUUGUGGUUUGAUGGACAAUGGAUUGCAGUACUUCAAGAUGAUGAAGAAGUAUGGUUUAGUUCCAAGGGAAGACCAUCAAACGUGUCUGAUUGAUAUGUUGGGACGCUUUGGCAGGCUCGAUGAAGCAUUUCAUCUGCUUGAGGAAAUUGAAGAUACAGAUUCCAAUUGCGAGUCCUCUUAUGGUACUGCAUGGGCUGCAUUACUUGGGGCUAGUCAGUUACAUGGGAACAUAAAACUAGGGGAAAGGAUAGCUAAAAGAAUGGUGAACAGAAACCAAACUUCUACAGCCCACGUUACUCUUUCUAAUGUUUAUGCAGCAGCUGGAUUGUGGGAUGAAGCAUAUGGGGUGAGAGAGAGCUGGAGAAGAGAAGGGGACGUUAAUGGUGAGCCUGGUUUUAGUAGCAUCAGCACGCACCUUCAGAACUCGUGAUCUUGACUUGUUAAUUAGAGAAAGCUGUGUCACUGGCAUAGAGAUGCUAUUUUUUGUUGCUUGUGGACAGCACUUUCUAUCUGAAAAAAAGUUCGUACAUUGAUGAGCUGAUUGGCAAAAAUUUGUAUGCAACUCAACUCUGCUUUGGCUGUCAAAUGUAAUCUUUAGUGUUAAUGAUAAAAAUCUCAUCAUCCAAA
This is a messenger RNA of Coffea eugenioides, 2278 nucleotides long. Its product is annotated as pentatricopeptide repeat-containing protein At4g15720-like. Gene Ontology annotation, biological process: RNA modification. The coding region runs from base 93 to 2081 and encodes 662 amino acids. The transcript has 2 exons. Lineage: Eukaryota; Viridiplantae; Streptophyta; Magnoliopsida; Gentianales; Rubiaceae. The record is from RefSeq and is a predicted model, not a curated record. Gene Ontology annotation, molecular function: RNA binding; protein binding.